CGCUUGCUGAUGUGUGUAAAUCUCGCGAGAGUGUCAGAGUGAACCGCUUCCGGCGCUGGAGUCUCAGCAGAGAUGUCAGACGGGCUCCUGAUGGAGGUGUGUGUGGACUCAGUUGAGUCUGCCAUAAAUGCAGAAAGGGGAGGUGCUGCUCGGAUUGAGUUGUGCAGUAAUCUGCUGGAGGGAGGAACAACACCAAGCACAGGUCUGCUGCAGGUGGUGAAGGAGAACGUGGAGAUCCCGGUGUUCGUCAUGAUCCGUCCGCGCGGGGGGGAUUUCCUGUACUCUGAGUGGGAGGUGGAGGUGAUGAAGAGGGAGAUCCAGCAGAUGAAGAGUCAGCGGGCGGACGGGCUGGUGUUCGGCGCGCUCACUGAAGACGGACGCGUACACACACACAUCUGCAUGGAGCUGCUGGCUGCUAGUCGUCCUUUACCAGUUACGUUUCACCGAGCAUUUGACAUGGUGCACGAUCCGCUGGUGGCUCUGGAAACUCUGAUCUCGCUGGGCUUCGAGAGGGUUUUGACCAGCGGCUGUGACAGCUCGGCUCUGGAGGGUUUACCGGUGAUCAAACGCCUGGUGGAGCAGGCGAAAGGCAGGAUAGUCAUAAUGCCAGGAGGUGGAAUCACUGAGCGGAACCUGCAGAGGAUUCUGGAAGGUUCUGGAUCUCAGGAGUUUCACUGCUCUGCUCGAUCGAGCAAAGACUCCAGUAUGAAGUUCAGGAACAGUAAUGUGUGUAUGGGAGGCUCUCUGUCUGUACCUGAAUAUGCCGUGAAAGUGGCGGACGUGACUAAAAUACGAGCACUCAACGCCAUCGCCAAAAACACACUCUAGGAAACACGGAGCAGCGCUCACUUACAGCUGCAGAAAUAUAAAUGUCCUGUACAGAGUUACAAGAAGGACACUCUUGAAAUCCAGCAUCAUGUAUAUUGAAUAUUCUGAAUAUCAUGAAGCUGCUCUAUAAGUUUAUGAUGGCAGUUUCAGUUGGAAAUUGCAUUAAAAAGGAUUAAAAAUCAAAUGCACUGUUUCAAUUGAUCGUUUAUGGGAUUGGUGGCUGUAAGUACAGUGCCGGUUCUCUUGAUGUAUGUUGAUAGUUUACAGGACAGCACGAUCCAUCAUUGUGAUCAUUUUGUCUGUUUUUGUGGCUGUUUUUUGAUUAUUAAAUAAAACUGUAAAUAAAAA
Messenger RNA from Danio aesculapii, 1176 nucleotides. It is a transcript of the gene cutc, whose product is annotated as cutC copper transporter homolog (E. coli). Lineage: Eukaryota; Metazoa; Chordata; Actinopteri; Cypriniformes; Danionidae. Gene Ontology annotation, molecular function: copper ion binding. The record is from RefSeq and is a predicted model, not a curated record. The coding region runs from base 73 to 828 and encodes 251 amino acids. The transcript is spliced from 9 exons.